AUGGCAGUAAGGUUAUUAUCAAGGUUGGUUCUGCCCGAAAUAAGAGGCACAGUGUACUUCAGCUCUGCGGCUGCACCAGCUACCUUAUCUGAUUUCGAUGUCCAACAUAAGACUCCAGUUAUUAGGAAGCAGCAAUCGAUUCCUAAAGCGCAGUAUGGUGGUCGUCAUGCUGUUUCCAUGCUGCCUGGUGGUGGUAUUGGGCCGGAAUGCAUGGGCUAUGUCAGAGACAUUUUCAAAUACAUUGGUGCACCAGUUGACUUUGAAGUAGUUGACAUUGAUCCAAAUGUUGAUAAUGAUGAUGAUGUGCAGUAUGCUAUUACAACCAUCAAAAGAAAUGGUGUUGGAAUUAAAGGUAACAUCGAAACGAAGAGCGAAGCAGCGUAUGUGACGUCACGUAAUGUUGCGCUCCGUAACGAGCUGGACAUGUACGCCUACGUCCUUAACUGCAAAUCCUACCCCGGUGUCUCAACAAGGCAUAAGGACAUUGAUAUUGUCAUCAUUAGGCAAAACACAGAAGGCGAGUAUGCCAUGUUGGAGCACGAAUCUGUAAGAGGAGUGAUUGAGUCCAUGAAAGUUGUAACCGCCAGUAAUUCAGAGCGUGUCGCUCGAUUCGCUUUCGAAUACGCGAAGAGAAACGGAAGGAAGAAGGUUACUACUGUCCACAAAGCGAACAUUAUGAAGCUCUCCGACGGCCUGUUCUUGGAGACUUCGCGCCGCCUCGCCAAGGAGUACCCAGACAUUGAACACAAUGACAUGAUCAUUGACAACUGCUGCAUGCAGCUUGUGGCUAGGCCACAUCAGUUCGACGUAAUGCUUAUGACAAACUUGUAUGGUUCUAUCGUAUCAAAUGUUGUUUGCGGUAUAAUUGGCGGUGCAGGCUUGCUCUCUGGCAGGAACUACGGCGACAACUAUGCAGUAUUUGAACCUGGCACCAGGAACACUGGUACAGCGAUUGCAGGCAAGAACAUCGCAAACCCUAUAGCGAUGAUCAACGCAUCCGUCGACAUGUUAGAGCAUCUCGGCCACCAUUACCACGCGGAUUUACUUCGCAGCGCCGUAAACCGCACUAUCAAUGUGGACCGCAUACUCACGUCCGACUGCGGUGGAACCGCCUCCUCUACGGAUGUAGUGAACGCUAUCAAAGAAAACGCAAAUCUAAUUGCGAACAAGCUGCCCUUCAAGUGA
Parnassius apollo (apollo) is the source of this 1185-nucleotide messenger RNA. The record is from the annotation of a GenBank genome assembly. Lineage: Eukaryota; Metazoa; Arthropoda; Insecta; Lepidoptera; Papilionidae.